AUGUCAACCUCAGCAGGUGCUUCCGCGCCGGUCUUUUCAUAUGCCCAGGCUGCAAAAGGCCUGACCCCGGCAACAUCUACCCAAACCACCUCGAGAAAUGAAAGCCCAGCAGCUUCAGAGAAAAGCACAAAGGAUAGGGCCCCAUCGGACUCUGCGAGCAAUGCGCCCAGCAAGGCUAUCAAAUCCAAAUUCGAGUCUGACAACAAACCAAAUGCAGACUCUACUUUGAACAGGGCACAUCCCACGCCCUCAUCCAAAGAUUCAGGCGACAAACACGAGCUGUCGUCUUCGCACCUCUCGCAGCACAAUGAGCACGACGACAAGACGAUGAAUGCCGAUGGCAUAUCAUCCCCGAGUCAGAUCAGCCAGCACGACGACGCUAGACCGUCCAUCCGUAGCAGACGAACAACGUCUGCCGAUCAGUCCCAAGAGCUUGCAACGCGUGACAAGAGUAUUGGUGAGAAAAAGUCAAAGGAAGUUGAGGAUGACUGGGAGAAGGUCUCAGUUCCUUCUGUAGCUGCUGAAAAAGAGCUCAAAGCUGCCCCUAUUCCGAUAGUCAACAUAUGGAAGCAAAGACAGGAAGCUCAGGCUGCCAAAUUCAAAGAAAUUCUAGGUCAACAACGAACUUCAUCCUCUGCACCGCUCGCUCAAGCACCUAAACCCAAGGCUGCCGCCGAAGAAUCAAAGCAAAAUACAUCAAGUCGAGACCGUGCUACUCAGGACAAGGAAGGGAAGACUACUGAUAGUGGCCGUGGCGGCAAUCGCAGGGACGUGCCUGCCAGAGCCUCUCGACCUGUCUCCCAACAGGAUGAAAAACGGGAGGCUGAGACUCCUCCUACUGUAGGCGAUGCACAGUCCUGGCCAACUCCGGAGAACUCGACCGCGGACGAACGACGAAAGUCUUCUAGCUAUGAACGCGUCGAUAAACCAGACAGCAAGUUCACUGUGCAAAAAUCCCAUGGCAAAAGCUGGGUUCAGGUUCCUUUUGUUCCCUCUGCCAAAUUUGAAACACAACUACCCCCAGCAGCCGCGCGAAGGGGCGGUCGAGGUGGAAAUCGAGGACGAGAUUCUGGCGGUCGAGGAGCCCAUUCAAGUGCCCCAUCUGAGAAGCAAGAAGCAUCAGGACUGAUGGGCCCGCCUCCAGUGCCCAAGCCUGCUGGUGAACAGGAUCGCGGUCGAAAAUCUGAAGGUCAUCGUGGCCCUCGAGGUGCGUCCGAUCCUACCAGCUCGACCCGACCAAUCAGUGUCGAGGAUGGAACAUCGACCUUCAAGCAAAACCAUACCUCUGGGAAGCCUAUCAAUACAGCCGAUGCGACCGCUCCCUCAGUAUCCGCCAAUCAAGCCGGCGAUGAACAGGAGAAGGUUGAGAGAAGCUCCAGGUCAUCCUCCAGGCACACCGGUCGCCCUGCUGCGCGUGUCAAUGGAGACACGAAUGGUCAUGUCGAACAUUCUGUUGCUGCGACUGGAAACAGUGAACAGAGUGGUCGGCCCUCCUAUUCGUUCGAUCGAUCCAAAGGUUCUGGAAAUGGCAUAUCUCAUGGUAGCGGCGACUUCAGCAAGGUUGGUGCAAAUGCAAGGAAUCGUGACUGGUCUCGAGAGAAGGUUGAGUCAUGGCGUGAUAGGGAUACAACUGGUGACCAAAAUGGCCGACGAGAGGUCCGAGGUGAACGUGGUCGAGGUGGCUACCGUGGCACUCGUGGUGGUCACACCUACGGUUCCUCAUUUACCAACCACGCUUUCACCUCGCCUCUGCCUCAAAAUGGAUUCGAGCCGUCCAGAUCGAAUUCACACACCGAAAAUCGAUCACGCCAGACAUCGCAGCCGUUUGCACCAACGCAGUCCACAUCCAGCAACCGCAGUAACCCAAGGUCACAAUCGAUUCCGGUUGGGAUGAUCAAUUAUUCAAAUUACUACAACAGCCCCACGAGCCUAUCGCAUGGUCUCCCCUUUUUGCAGACUGAUGUGAAUUAUCAACAAAUGCAAAUGCAGCCUGGCAUUAUGAGUGCGAUCCCUUACAAUGACCCACUCAACUCGUUUGCCUUGAUGUCAAUGGUCAUUGCCCAGAUCGAGUAUUAUUUCUCGAUCGACAACCUCUGCAAGGAUGUCUUUCUGAGGAAACACAUGGACAGUCAGGGUUGGGUACCACUCAGUGUCAUCGCAAAUUUCAAGAGGAUCAAGACCCUCACUGAGGAUAACAUGACUCUCGAAACCGUCCGCUAUGUCUGUCAGACUGUGAAAAGUGUUGAAUUUCUAGCAGGACCAGGCGGGGAAGAUUGUCUUCGACGUCGUGAUAAUUGGAGGGAUUUCGUCUUGCCCUACGAAGAGAGGUUUGAAUCUGCGCGCCACGAAGGCCCGACCCAUAACCCCGAACAGUACAACCGCUCUUCGGCCCCUGAACCGAACUUAUCGGUCGAAGUCCCUUUUGCACUGAAUCAUCUUCGUAGUCCACCGAGUGGUGUUGUGCCUACAAAUGGAUUGUACCAGACGAGCUCGCCAAUGACUUACGUCCCCAAUAGCCAGAACGAACCUCAACUCUUCAAUGGAGCAUUCAUUCCACCCUUCGAGGAGCCAUCUGCGGAGAAUGUGCAUAGGCCAUCUAUUCACUCCACGCAUUCUCACACAUCUAACACGAUAAGAUCUCCAACCCAGGCGGCAGCUCCACCGAAUGGUUUCAUCAAUGGUCACCACCGGCACACUUCCAGGUCAGACAUUGAGGCCAACACUUUCCCAGACGAGCAGAUUCCCAACAUUAACAUUCGUAUGCAACCGCGUACUACUGGCGAAGGCGAAGCUCAACAAAGUAUUGCGCGCAUGAAUUCAAACGAGCUCCCUGGAAGUGAAAUUGAUCCAUUGGAUCCCGAUCAACCUCGUGCACCAAGCUUAAGGGGUGGUGCAGGAAGCCCACAACAGCUUGAACAACUCCGUAAGAUUUCAUUUGGGUUUUCCAAUGGUAUACCGACAAUGGAUGAAGACUCGAUCAUCUACUUUACCAAGGAUGGGCAGGAGACACAAUUACCGCCUCCAAGGCCAGGCCAGUAUGAUCAGACGUAUCUGUCCCUGCAUGACACUGCUUUCCAGCAGAAGGAACUAGGUGUGGAGGGGGCAUUAGAGCCAUUAUAUUCAUUCUGGACCGAUUUCUUGGCCGACAAGUUCAACUCCGGAAUGUAUCAGGAAUUCAAGGAAACCGCCCAAGGUGAAGCACAAGAGGGUAACACGGCAGGACUAGGGCACUUGAACCGCUAUUUUGCCAAGCUAUUGAGCGGUCCCAUUCCUGUGAGCGAACGUCUAGCCUCGGAUAUGGUUGCCCUUGCUCGUGAGGACAAGGGAAGCGAUCGGUCACUAUUUCAAAUCCUGCGUGGCGCAUGGCGCAACGGUGCAACCAACAUGAAGACCAUCAAACGACUAGGAGCCGAGUUCACUGUCGAGGAGAAGGAGCAACUCGACAAGAGUGGUUGA
Exophiala aquamarina CBS 119918 is the source of this 3456-nucleotide messenger RNA. RefSeq lists its product as uncharacterized. Gene Ontology annotation, biological process: positive regulation of translation; mRNA stabilization. Bases 1 to 3456 code for a protein of 1151 amino acids. Gene Ontology annotation, molecular function: RNA cap binding. The record is from RefSeq and is a predicted model, not a curated record. Lineage: Eukaryota; Fungi; Ascomycota; Eurotiomycetes; Chaetothyriales; Herpotrichiellaceae. Gene Ontology annotation, cellular component: cytoplasmic stress granule; cytosol. The transcript is spliced from 3 exons.